CGGUGUCCAACACAGAGGGUCACAAGGCCUGUAUGAAACCUCCAAUCUGGAUCGCGGCGGCAGCAACAGAAAGAAGAUAGAGGAAUUCUCUAGGUCUUCUCGUGACAAACUGGUCCAGUCGAAGAACAAAAUGUUCUCAAAAUUCACAUCGAUUCUACAGCACGCAGUCGAGGCGCUUGCACCCUCACUGCCUUUGCAGGAAGACUUUGUUUAUCACUGGAAAGCCAUCACCCAUUACUACAUAGAAACAUCAGACGAUAAAGCCCCCGUGACGGACACCAACAUCCCGUCCCACCUGGAGCAGAUGUUGGACAUCCUGACGCAGGAGGAGUUGGAGAGAGAGUCUGGAGAGACUGGGCCCUGCAUGGAGUACCUCCUGCACCACAAAAUCCUAGAGACCUUGUAUACCCUCGGCAAGGCGGAUUGUCCUCCAGGAAUGAAACAGCAAGUCCUGACUUUCUACACUAAGUUGUUAGGACGCAUUCGCCAGCCUCUUCUUCCCCACAUCAAUGUUCAUAGACCUGUACAGAAACUCAUCCGUCUGUGUGGGGAGAUCCUUGCUGCUCCCACGGAGAAUGAGGAGAUCCAGUUCCUCUGCAUUGUCUGUGCCAAACUGAAGCAGGACCCCUACCUCGUCAACUUCUUUCUGGAGAAUAAAGUGAAGAGGCCUGACCCGAAGAGUGCCGAUGCCGAAGGGGUCAGGGAGGACUAUGCUUCUCCAGACACCGGUCAGACCCAGGCAGGAGGACCGGAUGCUGAACCACCUGAGCCCAAGGCCGAUGCCACCAUCCAGUCGAACCACGUCAACAACUACAACAUUGUCACGUCUCUCCUUAACCUCACCAAGAGCCCGGAUGGCAGGAUAGUUGUGAAGGCGUGCGAGGGCCUCAUGCUGCUGGUCAGCCUGCCUGAACCGGCCGCAGCCAAGUGUCUGACGGAGAACACGGACCUCUGUGUUCUCCUGACGGACCGACUGUCAGCCUUCUACAAGGCCCUGCCCACGUCCAUGGAUCCGGUGGACAUCGAGACGGUGGAGUCGGUCAACUGGGGCCUGGAUGUUUAUAACAUGAAGGACGAUGCUGCCAUCUUCACUGGGAAGCGAGCCCUCAUCUCUUUCCUGUCUUGGCUUGAUUACUGCGACCAGCUCAUCAAAGAGGCACAGAAGACAGCAGCUGCAGUGUUGGCCAAGGUGGUGAGAGAGCGUUUCUUUGUUUCCAUCUUGGAACCCCAGCUGAUGCAGACGUCCGAGGUUGGCAUCCUGACCUCCACAGCUCUGCUGAACCGGAUCAUUCGCCAGGUGACCUCAGAGGCCCUGCUUAAGGAGAUGGUCUACUUCCUGUUGGGGGAGGAUAUGGGACCUGAGGCCCUUGCAUCCAUUUCCCAGCAUCCCCUGCGACACAGGCUCAUUGAGCACUGCGACCACUUGUCUGACGAGAUCAGCAUCAUGACACUGCGUCUGUUCGAACACCUGAUCCAGAAGCCUGACCAGCACAUUGUCCACAGUCUGGUGCUGCGCAGCCUGGGCGAGAGGAACUACCUAGAAAACAAACCACAGGAGGACAAGGAACCCUUGGAGAACGGGCAGCCCCACGACUCCGUGGAUCUUGAAGAGGACCCUCUGUUUGGUGAUGACCUCUCUGCAGAUAACAGGUUGUCCAGCCCUAAUUGGUUGAGCACCUCCCCCAUACAGAGUCCUGACCAUGCUAAACCAGAUGGCAAGACCGAGGUCCACAAGAUUGUAAACAGUUUCCUGUGUUUGGUGCCUGAUGAGGCCAAGUCAUCGUCUCAUGUUGACGGGACCGGUUAUGACACCUAUCUAAGGGACGCACACAGACAGUUUCGGGAUUACUGUGGGAUCUGUCAGAGGUGGGACUGGCGCGGCACCCCCAAGCCCAUUGAGAAGUGUCACCUGGACAACCCCUUCUUUGAAGGCCACUUCCUCAAAGUCCUCUUUGACAGGAUGGGCCGUAUUUUGGAUCAGCCCUACGAUGUGAACCUUCAAGUGACGUCGGUGCUAUCCAAACUAUCCCUGUUACCCCACCCUCACAUGCAUGAGUAUCUGCUGGACCCCUACAUCAACCUGGGGCCUGGCUGUCGGUCGCUCUUCUCCGUCAUCGUCAGGGUGGUUGGGGACCUCAUGUUGAGGAUUCAGCGCAUCCCAGACUUCACACCCAAACUCCUGCUGGUGAGAAAGAGACUGCUUGGCCUGGAACCAGAGGGCUUAAACGUCGACCACAUGACCCUGCUGGAGGGGGUGAUCGUACUCGAAGAGUUCUGCAAGGAGCUAGCCGCCAUCGCCUUUGUCAAGUUCCAUGCCGCUGCCUCUUCGUCCCCCUGAAACUCGACUCCCAUGGUCAGGCAGGAAGGGCCAGGACUGAACCCUUGGCAGGGAACUCUUUGGCCAAGGAAAGGAUCAACAAUUCCCUGCUUAUAUCCCACUGGCCACCUUCACAUAAAAUCUGCCCCAAGGAAACGUAAGCAUAUUCCAUCAAAUGUCUUGGGGUUCCACUACAGAAAAGUGGCUCUGCCCCCUCGGUCCUAACCGGAACAAUGUCUGGAUCCUGGGGGAGGGGCUGGGGACUUUGUUUGGGGGCUGAGGGUGGAUGGACGUGGUAGGAGAGCGGACAUUCUCUGGACGGUUUGAGGUGGACAGAUUCCCCGCGUGCCCCGCGUCCCAUUCCGUCUGUCUCUCCUGCCAGCCAGACAGUAGCCACUUAACUGUUUGUCAUUGAGAGAAAAGGUUUGUGUUUAUUUAUUUCUGCUAUAUUUUUUUUGACUCUGCCAUUUUGUAUGCCUUAGUGUUGGAUUAUAAUGCCUUUUCAGAUCCACUUUUAGGAGACAGUUUCCUAUUGAAACAUUUCCCAUUUCAUUAAUACCCAUUCUGUGUAAAAGUGUGUCAAUGUUAUUAAUGUUAAAAUGUAUGUAAGAUAUAAAUUAGCCCCCAUAUUCCUUACCAAAAUCAGGUAGUUUUGUUUCGAUUUGUUUGGAAUUUGAAGAAGAAAUUUAUAUUCAACUUCUGAUAAAGGAAUCGCAAGGUUCCAUAUUCACACCAUUAUGUUUUCAGGUUGCCUUUUAAACUGUUACAUAUUUGUAACAAAACUUUUUUUAAACUAAUUGAAUAGUGCUUCAAUUAUGUGGACUUAUGCGAGAGACGAGGAGCUUGUAAUGCAAAUUAGUUUGCAACAAAACCGUCCAAUUUGGAGCUGUCCAUGAUGAUAAUAUGUAAACGUCUGUGUUUCCAAUGCUUAGGCUGGAUAGAUUAUCCUGUUCGUUUUUGUGCCUGUGUUUUAUUGUUUUCAACCUCAAACCUCACUAGCAACAGGGUCACAUUAUUCAUCACACUACGCCAUGUGGUGUUACAUUCUGUUGAAUGUGGAUCCUUGGAGAAUCAAAUUCAAUUGGCUCACUAUGUUCAGUUGCAUACAGAAUCAUAUGAUUCUAUGCUUGUAGGGAGCUAUUGGACGUGUCAGUGUUCAAGGAGAGUGACAGUUUGGUUUCUUCUUUUGCCAACAUGAGUGUUUUCUGUUGAUUACCAUUUAUGGUUGUUUCCAAAUGUACACUGCUGAAUUGUACACUUGUCUUUAUCUGUGCUACUGGCUUGGCUGUCUUAUAAUGAUCUUAUUUUGAGCACACUUCAUACCUGUUAUUAAUUGUUUAUUUAUAAAGGGUCAUUUUAAUUUUAUCUGUGAAAGGGGUUUGGUGGUCCCUAACGCAGUCCUACUUCAUAAAUAUUUUUUGGUUAGCUUACAGUAAGUUCUAGGCCUACCAGAAAUGUUUGUGAACACUGUACAGACAUUAGAUGUCAGCUUCAUUCAUAAGCUACCAUUUAUAUUUAUGAAUGCAUGUUUUGUCAUCGAGGUAUUGAAUUCAUCAGCAGUAUUGUUUUCCAGCAUGGUCUUGCAGGAGGCAGAGAAAAGGACUGAAAUGAAUGUGCCCUUAAUGUAAGGGGGAAAAAAUCUUGAACGAUGGAUUAUAGUUUAGUAAUAUUGUGGUGUGGAACCUAAUGGAACCAGGAUUCCAUACCUGUUAUUGUGGUGUGGAACCUAAUGGAACCAGGAUUCCAUACCUGUUAUUGUGGUGUGGGACAUAAUGGAACCAGGAUUCCGUACCUGUUACCAUCUUGCUGCGGAGGUUGGACAACUACACUUUAUUCUUUGAUUAGUUUGAAUUAAGGAUCUACUUGACUUAACCGAGGUUGGUGCUGGGGAUGAGAUAAUGCUUCAGGUUUGUACCAUGGAAGGUGAGAGUUUUAUUUUAAUGAAUGUGUGUGUUAGUCUGCCUGCACUUACUGUAGUUACACAGAAUGGAGGAGUCUUUAAGUCAGGUUAAGGGUUGACAUAUUCAAGGCUAGCCACAACAUAUUCCCCCCUCCCCCUCUGAACUAUGUCUGAAAGCAGGAUCAACAAGUUAGCCGGUUUACCUGCUUCAACUUUCUGAAUAACUUUUGAGGAAGAUGUUCAUGGAAUGGACAUUCAGUGAUUCACCAAGCCAGUAUCAAAGGUUAACUUAUGUAAUUUCAUGUUUAAAGUGACCUGGCUAACUUGGGGUUCCUGCUUUGUGUCAUACCUUCUGUCACCUAAUUAUGCAAAUAUUUGCAUGAACACAGAUUUGCACAUUGUUUUCAUUCUUGUUCAUUGUUGUGUAAAUAAUACCAAUACUCAAAAGCUUUUUUUUUUGUUUUACUUAAUUUGUUUGUAACUUUUGUAUCAUAAACCAAAAAAGGAUUAGGAUAUACCUUUCAGUAGCAACUUGGAACAUGUUUUUUUCUAAAUCAUCCAAAAGCAACGUUUCUAACUUUUCUGUACUGGUCUGGGGGUAUAUAUACACAUGUACAUAGCAAUAUUGCUGGGUGUAAAAUGCAUGCACAUCAUUCAUAUUAAGGAGAAAAGCAGCCACUCUAAUCAAGCCUGUUUCUAGGUCUUUGUGUUGUCUGGCUAACUUCUGUUGCCAUUGUCACAAUAACGACUGGUUUGUCUCAUCAUUCAAACUUUUACAAUCUGGAACCAGGCUCUUAUCCCAUCCAUGAUAAAAAAAAAAAAAUUGCCCAGGAAAUACAAUGAUGCCUUCACACUGUAGUUCUCAAUGAUGGCAUUUUAACAGAGAACUGGUUUUACUGUUUGGGUUUGAACUAAAAGUUCAGAGUUAAGUAUUAGCGGAUUCCUUUGUGGUAGGUUUUAGAUUUGUGUAGGUAUAUAGGACUUGUAUUUCCCUGACAUGGCACAAAAUUCUGUCAUCUGAUGCCAAGUUAGAUUUUUAUUGUUAUCUGCUUAGACCAAUCACUGUAUCUUGGUUAAAAAAUGAAUUUAAUUGAUCUCCAUUGCUGCUUAACACUGGGCUUGAAAUGGGGUAUGCUUUUUCUUUUUCAAAAAACUUUAUUUCGUGAUUGGUGCAAUCAUGCUGUUAAAAUGGAAGGUAAAUUGCAUGCUUAUUCCUUAUCAUUAAUGCUUGUGAUCAGUGUGUCAAGGUGACUUAACACUGAAUUGGGUUGUUUUCUGCAGUUUCUCACAUUCACUCAGGGACAUUGCGUCUUUAUUCACAUCCGCCGUGUCUGCUUUCUGCUUUAGUUCUCGGUGUGCAUACAGGACAACUAUUACAAAAAAGAUCCGUCCAAUAAAGACCGCUUUUUACA
Molecule: messenger RNA, 5629 nt
Organism: Esox lucius (northern pike)
Lineage: Eukaryota; Metazoa; Chordata; Actinopteri; Esociformes; Esocidae
Gene: fhip2a
Product: family with sequence similarity 160 member B1
Exons: 18
Coding region: 131-2338 (735 amino acids)
Source: RefSeq, a predicted model, not a curated record